UGAAAUAUCUAAGAAAAUAUGUUAUAGUUUACUCAUUAAUAUAAUUCGAUAUAAUUUUUUACAAAUAUGUUUUAUACUUUAUCAAGAUAUAUUACUUUACCAUUGUGUGAACGAAAUACACAAAAAAUCUUUAAUUCUAUAAAUAUUAGAAAAAAUUCAUUACGGUGGAAUUGCCAAGAAUCAAGAAUAGGACAUUCUUGUUAUAAAAUAAAUACACUUUUAAAAUAUCAUACAUCAAACAAUAUACAAUUUGUUGAUUCGUUCAAAGAUGAAAGAAACGAAUUAAUGGCUAUGUGGCCCGAUAUUGUUCGUGAAUUGACGGAAGAAAAUAAUGAAGAAUUAUUAGAUGUUAAUAAACGGAUAACAAAGAUAUUGGAAUAUAAUGUUCCGAAAGGAGGAAAACGAAGAUCAGUACCACUUGUAAUCGCAUAUAAAUUGCUGGCAUCUCAAGAUCAAUUAACGGAAGAAAAUAUUCGUUUAGCUCGCAUCCUAGCCUGGUGUAUAGAAAUAAUGCAAGCAUUUCACACAAUGAUAGAUGAUAUUAUAGAUCGUGCAAGCAUGCGACGAAAUCAAUCAACCUGGCAUGUAAAAGUUGGAUUAGGUGCAAUUAAUGACGCAUUAAUUUUAGAAACAUGUAUUAUCAAGCUUGUUAAGAAACAUUUUAAGUCGAAAAAUUGUUAUAUGGAUAUCAUGGAUAUACUUUUGAAGUAUCAUAAAAAAACAGUGUAUGGUGAAUGUCUAGAUAUAUUGAUAUCGAUGGAUUGGGAGAAGAAGAAAAAUUUUGAUGUUUUUUCUGUGGAUGGAUAUAAUACUCUAACAAAACAUAAAGCAUCUUAUUUCUCAUUUAUACUUCCAUUCAGUCUUGCUAUGCGUUUCGCUGACAUAAUCGAUCCAGAAAUGCAUAGAGAAGCAGAAAAAAUUCUGAUAAAAAUAAGUCAUUUUUUUCAAGUACAAAAUGAUUUUUUGGAUUAUUACAGUAAACAAGAAAUCGGAGGAAAAAGUGGAACUGACAUACAAGAAGGAAAAUGUUCAUGGCCCAUUGUGACUGCAUUGCAGAGAGCUACAGUCGAACAAAAGAAAAUUUUAAAAGAAUGUUAUGGAAUAGCUGAUGAAGAGAAAAUAAAACGUGUGAAACAAAUUUAUGAAGAGAUUGGUAUAUCAAAUAUCUAUUGGAAUUACGAAGAAAAAACCCAUAAUUUAUUAAAUACGUAUAUACAGCAAUUAUCUUCGAAACUUCCGACUGAAUAUUUUUUAUAUUUACUCGCUACAUCAUGUAGUAAAAUAAAACGAAAAGAUGAAUUGUAAAAAAUAUUC
Apis florea (little honeybee) is the source of this 1314-nucleotide messenger RNA. Its product is annotated as farnesyl pyrophosphate synthase-like. Gene Ontology annotation, cellular component: cytoplasm. Gene Ontology annotation, biological process: trans, trans-farnesyl diphosphate biosynthetic process. Gene Ontology annotation, molecular function: dimethylallyltranstransferase activity; (2E,6E)-farnesyl diphosphate synthase activity. NCBI's taxonomy places the organism in Eukaryota, Metazoa, Arthropoda, Insecta, Hymenoptera, Apidae. The record is from RefSeq and is a predicted model, not a curated record.